UCAGCUUCGUUGGGGAGCGUUGAGGAGUGUUGAGAGGAGCGUCAGGGAGCGUCGAGGGGAGCAGAGCAGCGCUCGAGGUUUGCCUGGAAGAAGACGCACAACAGACGAACAAAUGAAAGAUCGACAGUUCGGAACGACGAGGCGCUGAAUCGCGAGUGUCGGAGGAUUUCAAGUCGGGGCCCAAGAAGCGCGAGCUUGCGACGAAGGGUCUGCGGACGACGGGAAAACGCGAGCUUGCAGAAACCUAAAGAAUCACGCGGUAAUAAGGAAGGAAGGGAAGGUGGCAAUUCGAGAGUGGGGAUUGGAAGGGCAUCGUUCUCGUGCGCGGGGAGACGAUUUGAAGAAGUUGACCGGAAGAGGAAGAGGAGAAGGAGCGUUAUGUCGUCAAGCAGUGGAUUGACUUUCAAGCUGCAUCCACUGGUAAUACUGAACAUAGCAGAUCACCACACUCGAGUGAAGGCGCAGAGUGGGGGUGCAAGUGGUCGACCUCCGAGAGUUUUCGGGUGUGUUUUAGGCGUGCAGAGUGGGCGGACUGUGGAAAUUUUUAACAGCUUUGAGCUGAAAUAUGAUCCUGCUCUCGAUUGUUUGGAUCGGCAGUUUCUCGAAACCAAGCAGGAACAAUACAAAAAAGUCUUCCCUAAGUAUGAUGUGCUGGGCUGGUAUUCUACCGGAAGUGAUGUCCAAGACUCCGACAUGCUAAUUCACAAGGCGCUGAUGGAUAUCAAUGAAAGUCCUAUCUACAUUCUACUUAAUCCUGCUAUCAACCAUGCGCAAAAAGAUUUGCCAAUAACUUUAUAUGAAAGCGAAUUGCAUGUUAUCGAAGGGGUUCCAUCUCUCAUUUUCGUGAAGUCGAGUUACACUAUUGAGACUGUUGAGGCCGAGAGAAUUUCUGUCGAUCAUGUUGCUCAUAUCAAGCCCUCAGAUGGAAGCACUGCUGCUACUCAAUUGGCAGCCCAUUUGACUGGCAUGCACAGUGCCAUUAAGAUGCUCAACAGUCGAGUCAAGGUUUUACACCAUCAUCUGGUUUCUAUUCAGAAAGGAAACGUUCCGUACGAGCACUCGCUAUUGCGUCAAAUUUCUAGUCUUGUGAGAAGAUUACCAGCAAUAGAUUCAACAAAGUUUCAGGAUGACUUUCUUAUGGAAUAUAAUGACACGCUUCUGAUGACCUACUUGGCUACAAUUACGAAGUGUUCAAGCACGAUCAACGAGCUAGUUGACAAGUUCAACGUAGCCUAUGACAAACAAAGCAGAAGAGGAGGGGGUCGCUCAACCUUCAUCUGAAGGAAUUUCAGAAGAAAGAGGCGCUUCGAUUCGAUAAGAUAGUACACACCACGGAUCCAAAUUUCUGUGUGCCAUAAGUCUUGAAGCCUUGGAAGUCGUCUAAAUGAGGCUGGUAAGAUUCGUGUAUCAUUCGAGUGACACACUGGGACUGUUUCUUUGUCCAGGAGUCAAGUCGCCCUCAAAAGUUAUGAAAUAUUGCAUCCAAGAUAGAGAAGAUAGGUUGAGAAUUUCCUCAUCAGCAGUUGGGUUUGCCCUGCAGACCAAGAGGCUGGUUUUCAUUGUACACGAAGUGUAUCUGUUGAUAAUUUUGCAAUUGUCGUCCUUCUUUGGUAAAAAAAAGGAUAAGUCCAUGAUGACACAAGGUUACGAAGGAAGGUAACAUUCAUACAGAUAUCUGCUAAGAUGUUUGUGUUUUUUCGGAGAUCACGUUCAUGGGGAAUUCUUACAAUUAC
Messenger RNA from Marchantia polymorpha subsp. ruderalis, 1733 nucleotides. NCBI's taxonomy places the organism in Eukaryota, Viridiplantae, Streptophyta, Marchantiopsida, Marchantiales, Marchantiaceae. The record is from the annotation of a GenBank genome assembly.